CCCCGCCCCGAAUGUCGGCCUGCCACUCGGCUGGCGGGCAUACACGGCCACCGGUGGAUGAAGUCCCCCCCGGGACCAUGGGGCCCUGUCGGGCCUGCUCGCAGGCCGGAUGCCGCGUUUGCGAUGGCCCCGAUGGCUGCCUCAUUUGCGAAGAGCCCCUCCUGGUGGAAGCCAGUGGCCCGGAUGGGCGGGGCACUUGCGUGUCGACCUGCUCGAAGGGUUUCAUCGAGAGUGGCUCCCUGUGCAUGCGACAGCCCAAUGCCAGUGAGACAGCCUCAUUGGCAUUUGCGACGCUCGAGGAGGAGCUCAUCGAAUUCGACCCCCUGGUUGGUCCGCCGGAUGUAUCAUGCAUGGCCACCACCCAGAUGAUGUGGUCGUUGAAGGGCCGGACAUUGGUCAUUCGGCCUGACAGCCUGGGGUCCACCUCGGCGACCGAGCCGCUCCCCGGGCAGGGGGUGUUCUUCUUCUUCGGCACUGGCCAGACAUCGAUCAUGGCCAACAGCGACAUCGGUGCCGGGGCGGCCGACCGGUCGGUGCCCCCGCCAGAGGUGGCCCUCUUCCGGGACCAGCAGCACAAUAUGUAUGUCCGCCGGGCCGCCGAAGCCGGUCCGGUGGUGACCGACAGCCACAUCUAUCUGGGCUACAUCCUUUGCACCUCGACCACCAUCGACCAGGUGGUGGUUGCGUGUGACCGGCGGGCGGCCGGCUCGAGUGGCGAGGCGCCGUGUGUUCGAACAAAGCGCGCCGCCUUUCCCCUUGUCGGUGUCGAGUCGUGCGAUUGGAUUCAACAGGUGGAUCGCCAACAUCUGGUGGUCCAACUUUACAGCGGCAAGCCCUUCUUGGCCACCUUCGACGGGGCGAAGUUCGACCUGACGCCCGGCCUGCUGGGCGACUGGUUCCACAUGCCGACCCUGCCGCGGCCCUACCUGAUGGCCGGGCCGGGUCAAUUGGACCAGGCCGCCUGGUCCGGCAUGUGGUCGAGGUAUGGGAAUAUGUUGGUGGGCUUCCCGACGGAGCUGCUGGCGGCUCGGGCAGCGUGGGCGCCCUUCGGCACGCAGUAUAUCCAAGCGCCCGGGUCGCCUCAUACUCCGCAUAGCAUGCCGACCAUGGGCCCUUCCUCGUGGUCGGGCGUCGGCCGGCCGGCCCGGCAGAUGGUCUUCAGCAGCAUCGCCAAUGGCGAGUGGCUGGUACACUAUGCGCCCGGGGACAUGGCGCCCCAGGGUCGGACGGGGGAUUUGCCGACUCGCUGGCAGGUCCUCGGCCGGCUGCCGGCCGCGGCCUUGUUCCGAACGGACCACCAAUUGGUGGUGGAAAUCCCCGACCGGCCGGACACCCCGGCCUGCCUUGUCAUGCUGCUGCCGAACCAUGUGGGGGUGGCAUUGUACCGGUGUGGCGAAAGUCCGACCGAGGCAUGUCACUUCCUCCGGGCCACCUUCACGCCGCUGGAGCUGGGGCCCAAUGCCGGGCAUGUGGAGAUGGAUUUCUCCUCCCUCCUGGUGGUCCGGGCGGCCGGCGGGAGUACGCCCCAUCCGCGGCACCUGGCGUCGUUGAUGGUGGGCACCACCUCGAUGGAGUCUCCGGCCAUGCACCUGGCCAUCUAUGUUCCCUGCCCGUCCGGGACCUUUGGGGAUGCCUGCCAGCCGUGCGAUGCGCGUUGUCGAUCUUGCACCGGGCCGGGCCCCAGCGAGUGCACUGCGUGCCGCGCUCGACUGGCCCACCAGCCGGAUGCCUGUCUUCCGAGUGGCACCUGCCCGGACACCAUGUACCUCGAUGAGGAGGGCCUGUGCGGGUGCCAUGACAGCUGUGUCGAUUGCACGGGCGACCCGACGGCCGGCGUGCCCUUCGUGUGCACCGGGUGUCGGUCGGGCUUCGCCCGGGCCACGGGUGGCUUCGAGCCGGACCGGUGCUUUGCCUGCGCGAGCACCUGCGCCGAGUGCAGCCGCCCGGAUGACCGGUUUGCCUGCACCGCAUGCCGGGCCGGGCACUUCCUCCAUGCUGGGCAGUGUGUGGCCGCCUGUCCGAUGGGCACCUGGGCCGAUGGCAAUGUCGCCCAGUGCGUGCCCUGUUCGGAGGGCUGUACCGAGUGCGUCGAUGGCUUCUCCUGCGACGCCUGCCGGGAGGGCUUCUUCCAGCGGUGGGCCGGGGAUCAGUGCCAGCGGUGCGAUGGGUCGUGCGUCGAGUGCGAGGACGCCUUUUCCUGUUCGACAUGCCAGCCGGGGCUGGUGUUCGAGAACGCCGGCCAGCCGGGCAUGUCGAGACUCUGCGUGGCCAUCUGUCCCGGGCGGACCUUCCUCCAAUCGGGCGCAUGCGCCGCGUGCAAUCGCGAGUGCAUGCUCUGCUCGCAGGAGGCUCACUUGUGCGUGGCCUGCGCGUACGAAUACCGGUGGGCUGCCGGGCCGCCGGUGGCCCCGGCUGCCGGGGCUUCGUGCGCUCCCUGUCCGGAGGGAUGCGAGGCAUGCACCGAGGAUGAUCGCUGCUUGUCCUGCGUGUGGGGGUAUUACCUGACCGAGGAGGGUGUGUGUGUUGAUCAGUGUCCGCCGGGCACCUACCCGGACCACGCCAAUGGCCGGUGCCUGCCAUGCGAGGUGACGUGUGCCGAGUGCACCGGCCCAGUGUACUAUCAGUGUACGGCAUGCAGGCCGGGACUGGAGCUGGUCCCGGAUGAGCAUAAUCCCGAAUCCGGGGGCACUUGUCAGUCCCCCUGCGCCGAGGGUGAGUAUCCCGACCCGGCCGGUGACCAGUGCCUGGCGUGCGAUGUGUCCUGUGCCUCGUGCAAUGGCCCGAGCAAUGGGGAUUGCUGGCGGUGCCAAGAUGCGGCGGAUGUCCUCCAGGAGGGAGUCUGCGUGCAGGCCUGUGCCCCGGGCUAUGUGGCCAUUGACAGGCGGUGUCUUCCGUGCCAUCGGUCGUGCGCGACAUGCUCCGGGCUUCGGGCCACCGAGUGCACCGGGACCUGUCCGGAGGGGCUCUUCGCAUUUGCCAUCGACGUGGGUGCCAUGAUGUGCGUUGCCUCCUGCCCGGCCUCGAGCCGGGCUCAGGAUGGCGAGUGCCAAUUGUGCCCGACUGGGUGUCUGCGCUGCCCGGAUGACCGGAAUACCUGUACCCAGUGCGAGCGGACAUACGCCCUGCAUGGGGGCCAGUGCACGAGUUCCUGCCCGGAGGAGACGGCCCACAUUGGCGGCGUCUGCCUCGCCUGUGAGGCCGGCUGUAAAAGUUGCCUCGGCCCGGCCGAGGACCAGUGCACGUCCUGCCUGGCGGAGGCGCCCCUGUGGGCGGAGUACCGCUGCAUGGCCGCCUGUCCGGCGGGCAGCUAUGCCGAUGCGGAGGGCGCCUCCUGCAUGCCGUGCCAUGUCCUUUGCCAGGAGUGCUCCGGGCCGGGGGAGGAUGAUUGCACAUCCUGCCCGGCCGAGCGGGUGUUCUUCCAGGAGAGCAUGUGCUUGUUGGACUGCCCGGCGGGCUUCCACCGGGAGGACCUGGCGCGUGGGUCCUCCCCGGCCGAGUCCGAGCCGGGGUGUGCUGCCUGUGACCCGAGUUGCCGCACGUGCGAGGGCGAUGGGCGGUGUGCCAGCUGCCGGCGUGGGCAGGUCCUCCUGCCGGCGGGCACCUGCGGCGACACCUGCCCCGAGGGCUGGACCAAGUGCAGCAUGGCCCACGAGUGCCGGGCCAAUCCGCCCAAUUGCGAGAUCGGCCUGGCGGUGGGGGACGACGAGUGCACCAUCCACUGUGUCACCUGCCGCAAGGGGUGGAUCCUGUCGGCGGGGCGGUGUGUGACGGCCUGCCCGCCCGGGGAGUACCAUGUCCCGGGCACGGGGCACUGCGCCGGGUGUGACAAGUCCUGCCGGAGCUGUGUCAACAGCGCCACCUUCUGCACCUCGUGCUUCCGUCAGGACCACUGGCUGCAUGUUGGGGAGGGUGUCUGCGCGUCGGCCUGUCCGAUGGUGGGCUUCGCGCCGGUGGGCCGGCCCCAGGACCGGGUGUGCCUGGCCUGCGGGGAGGGCUGCGAGCGGUGCACCGCGCCGGCCGACCAGCCCGGCUGCACGCCCCUGCCGGGGGGCCAGCUGGAGUGCCCCACCAUCCGGGGCUCGUGCGACCAGUGCACCGGUGCGCUGCAUCUCCUGCAUGGCCAGGAGUGCGUGGCCGAGUGCCCGCCGGGGACCUUCGCUGAUCGGGAUGCCCCGAAUGCCCCGUGCGCGGUGUGCCACGAAAAGUGCGCCUUCUGUGACGGGCCCUCGGCCGAGGAUUGCACCCGCCGCCCGAGCAGGAGCACCUCGACCAUCGGGUUGAUCGUCGGCGUGGUCGCCGGAGUGUUGUUGGUGCUGAUUUUGCUGGCGAUCGUGGUGGUGCUGUACCUCCGCCGCCGCGCGGCCAACGCCGCGGCCAAGAGUAUCUUCGUACGUGUGGCUCCUGGCGCCCAGGCGUGCGAUCGGCCUCCGGCUCGGCCGGGUGCUCGGGAUGAUUCUUCUUCUGUCUCUCCUUUUUCCGGCGCAUCCUCCUGCCUGCCGGUGUGCCGGCCCGCCGACUGACCACGGGCCUUGGGCCAAUCCCCCUCCCCCCCUAUCUUUUUCCGGCACUUACGCGCCUGUGUGGCACUGCGGGCGAAGAGCGCAAAUGGCUUGGAAGAAGGUGCGUGUCCUGGCUGUGGGGGUGAUCGUGCUGGCCCGGGUGGCGCCCAUUCGGUCGGGCGCAUGGGCGCGGUGCUGUGUGGCCCGCAUGCGUGUUAUUUUGCUCCUUUUUUUUUCCCGCCCCCCCCCCUCUUUCCGCCCCAGUGGCCGGGCCUCCAUACUGACCGGCUUCGGCGGCGGCGGCGGCG
Fonticula alba is the source of this 4807-nucleotide messenger RNA. RefSeq lists its product as hypothetical. The record is from RefSeq and is a predicted model, not a curated record. Lineage: Eukaryota; Rotosphaerida; Fonticulaceae. The transcript has 2 exons. Bases 12 to 4520 code for a protein of 1502 amino acids. Gene Ontology annotation, biological process: protein phosphorylation. Gene Ontology annotation, molecular function: ATP binding; protein kinase activity.